CCAACAUUGAGAGAUAUUAAAGACAAGAAACAACGUAGAAAGAAGAGAGAGAGCGAGUGAGAGAUGGGAAGAGGCAAAGUGGAAGUGAAGAGAAUUGAGAACAAGAUCACUAGACAAGUAACCUUCUCCAAAAGAAAAAGUGGUUUGCUCAAGAAAGCCUACGAACUCUCUGUUCUUUGUGAUGCAGAGGUUUCUCUCAUAAUCUUCUCCACCGGUGGCAAGCUCUACGAGUUCAGCAAUGUCGGAGUUGGCAGAACCAUUGAGAGGUACUAUCGCUGUAAAGACAAUCUUUUGGACAAUGAUACGCUUGAAGAUACUCAGGGCUUGCGUCAAGAGGUGACAAAGCUCAAAUGCAAAUACGAAUCUCUUCUUCGCACUCAUAGGAAUUUGGUUGGGGAAGAUCUUGAAGGGAUGAGUAUAAAGGAAUUGCAGACGCUGGAGAGACAGCUUGAAGGAGCUCUUUCCGCAACCCGAAAACAAAAGACGCAGGUUAUGAUGGAACAAAUGGAAGAGCUUCGGAGAAAGGAGAGGGAGCUCGGAGAUAUAAACAAUAAGCUAAAGCUUGAGACAGAAGAUCAUGAUUUUAAAGGCUUUCAAGACCUACUGCUUAACCCGGUGCUCACCGCCGGUUGUUCCACUGAUUUUUCCUUGCAAUCAACUCAUCAAAAUUAUAUAUCGGAUUGCAACCUUGGAUAUUUUUUACAGAUUGGGUUUCAACAACACUAUGAGCAAGGUGAAGGAUCUUCGGUGACAAAGAGUAAUGCAAGAAGUGAUGCUGAGACCAACUUUGUCCAAUGAUGGGUUUCGUUGUCUUGGUUUGGACUCAUUGAGUCACGACGAAGCGUUUAGGUCAUUUACUAUCGGGACAUACUCUUUUUUUUUUUUUUUUUCUUUUUUUUUUUCACAAGACAUACUCUUUUCUUUAAUUUCAAUUAUUUGUUAGAGUUCUCGUU
Molecule: messenger RNA, 953 nt
Organism: Arabidopsis thaliana (thale cress)
Lineage: Eukaryota; Viridiplantae; Streptophyta; Magnoliopsida; Brassicales; Brassicaceae
Gene: AGL13
Product: AGAMOUS-like 13
Exons: 8
Coding region: 64-798 (244 amino acids)
Biological process (GO): positive regulation of transcription by RNA polymerase II; regulation of DNA-templated transcription; floral organ development
Cellular component (GO): nucleus
Molecular function (GO): protein dimerization activity; DNA-binding transcription factor activity; DNA binding
Source: RefSeq, marked reviewed